AUGCUUCCUCUUAAGUCUCUGUUAAACCCAGAGCCGGAAAGGCAGUCUCGUGGCCCCCCUCUAACGAGCCCAUCCACGAAGCCACGCAAGAUGCCCAAGGAUGCCCCAGUCUUUCUGCCUGGUAAAAUCCAGGGCCAAUGUCGCUUCCCUCCAUGCGAGGAGAGAGACGAGGAGCUUACCAGGAUUCACAAGGAGUUCAAGCUCCGCCCCAUGGGCAACAUCGCUGAUUUUCCUCGGCAAAUCCCUUAUGCCAGUGACAAGAAGACCUUCCAACAAAAGACUGGGCGUGAUAGCUUCCAUGGUGAGUUGCACUGUCUCUCAAGAUGGCAUAAAUUUCCUGACUUUUAUACAGUCUUUCAAUAUACGUUCCAGAUCCCCGGCGAGGAAAAGGAGUGGCACGUUAUGUGGGAUUACAACAUUGGUAUCGUGCGAAUCACACACCUGUUCAAAUGCAACGGUUAUGCCAAGACCACACCGGGGAAGAUGCUCGCACAGAACAAUGGUCUUCGUGACAUCUGCCACAGCAUCACUGGCGGAGCACUUGCAGCUCAAGGCUAUUGGAUGCCUUACGAUGCCGCCAAAGCCAUGGCCGCGACAUUCUGCUGGAGGAUCCGCCACGUCCUCACCCCCCUGUUUGGUACUGACUUCCCAGCGAUGUGUACUCAUCCAGACGAGCGGAGACGCCACGGCGUUAUGGUCAUUGAUCCCGAGAUCAUCCGCCUUGCUACAGAUAAGGCGAAUUACUUCCGCUCUCUGGAGAUGCCAUCCUCACCACGCUCUGCGCGUGCUCCUGUGAGAUACCACAUUGUCCGUGGCCCGGAGGCACACAAUUACGAAGAGCCUCCUGUCAAGCUGCCCCCACUCAAGUACCCACGGCACAGAUACGCAGACAGCAUUGCCAGUGCCCGUGAAUCAUCCACUGAGCCGUAUGCUCUGUCCCCGAAGAGCCAGUCUCCGUGCUCUUCGUUCACUCCGAUCAACCCCCCGCGAAGCAUUCAUAGCCUGCCUCGCUCGCAAGUCACCUCCCCGAAGACCCUCCUCCGCGUUAUCUCAGAUGCCAUACGGAAUGACAAGGAGUCCGGUAUGAGUGAAGACAGUGAUGUUGAGAGCGACGGGUCUUCGAAUUUGUAUUCCACCCCGAACUGUCCGUCCUUGGACAUGUGCAACGAAGACAAGAUAGCCGAGGAGCAAUCUGAUAUCGAUACGCGACGAAGUGAUUCCGAAAUCACAGAUUCGGAUGAGGAAUACGUAUCGGACGACGACCGGGACGAAGACUACCGUGGUCCUCCCACGUCCGCCUUGGGCAGACUGCUCAAGGGUAAGGGCAAGUCGACCAGCCCAGGUUCGUGGACAAAGAAAAACCCCAAUCGAAAGUCCCGCAUCUCUCACUUCACCAGUGAGGUCAAGGCUGCUGAGGCGCUUCUUCGGUUGCAUACGAAUGACCUUGUGGACAAUGAGGCCGAGGCUGAAGCCCAGACUGAAAGUGACCACAAGGAUUCGCGUUCGAAUAUCGAGACCCGGUCCCGAAUGGGAUUGUCCCGUGGCAGCAAGCGGCGCCGGGCAUCUGUUUGA
Messenger RNA from Penicillium olsonii, 1572 nucleotides. The record is from the annotation of a GenBank genome assembly. NCBI's taxonomy places the organism in Eukaryota, Fungi, Ascomycota, Eurotiomycetes, Eurotiales, Aspergillaceae.